Dibothriocephalus latus is the source of this 450-nucleotide messenger RNA. NCBI's taxonomy places the organism in Eukaryota, Metazoa, Platyhelminthes, Cestoda, Diphyllobothriidea, Diphyllobothriidae. The record is from the annotation of a GenBank genome assembly.
AUGAAAACUAUCGGCAACAUUGGAUCGCCGCCCCUUCAUUACGAUAUCAUGGCAAGCCUGAUAAAGGCGGCGGACGCUUAUGAUGACAGUUUUCCGGCCUUUUUUGUUGUCAUGGCCUUUAUGCUGCACUGCCACCAGAAACAGACGCUACUCCGUUGUGUCCUUGACCGCGGUCCGCAGGUACGUUCACUCUCGAUAACCCGCCACUGGCCCCGACUGAUCGCUUUCAUGUACACCUACUGGGACCACUUGAGGGUGGUGGAAUUUAAGAUCAGUGAACACCGUCUCCUCACUAUCCUCGAUUGCGCCUGGCAGAAUCCCCUCUCGAGAACAGCAGCCAAGGAGGCUAUGAAGGCUAUCCGGCGGUACACUGAACGAAGACCCCAGUUAGCUACUGUCUGGCCGACCGUGGAUGUCAAAAUACCGGCGGCACCCAUGAACGACAGAUGA